This is a messenger RNA of Paramacrobiotus metropolitanus, 1598 nucleotides long. RefSeq names its product gonadotropin-releasing hormone receptor-like. The record is from RefSeq and is a predicted model, not a curated record. Gene Ontology annotation, molecular function: peptide binding; G protein-coupled receptor activity. The transcript has 7 exons. Lineage: Eukaryota; Metazoa; Tardigrada; Eutardigrada; Parachela; Macrobiotidae. Bases 94 to 1362 code for a protein of 422 amino acids. Gene Ontology annotation, biological process: G protein-coupled receptor signaling pathway. Gene Ontology annotation, cellular component: membrane.
ACACCAUUCCUUGCCUGUGCAUCCUUAGCCUAGCGAUAUCUCUCAGACCGCACCGAAGCGCGCUUAAUUGAGACGCUCACGAUUUUCUAUGGCAUGCAGAAAGCCAGUGCCUACCUAGCAUCUGGAAGUUUUCUUUCGUUUUUCAAGGAGACUCCGUUAUACACCGUCUUUGGUAAUUUGACUUUUGCACUGGUGGUGCGAUCGGUCAUGGAUUAUGCGGAAGGAGACGCCGCUUUUUAUGCCCGUUUAAAUUGCACGAGAAAUAGUUCGGCGGAUGUUCUGAUGUUUCUCAACCGGAGUGAUCCCGGCUACUUGACCCAGAGAUACCACUACAUCAGCAUUCUGCUCGUUCUGGCUGGUUUCGGUGUGGUGCUCAAUGCCAGCAUGAUUGCGCUCCUGCUGAAGAGUGCCAUAUAUCGUCAUUCGACACUGAGCAUCUUGUUACUGCAACUGUUCGUGGCUAAUUUGAUGGUAUCGGUGUUCUGUUUACUGGCCGACGGGAUCUGGAACAUCACCGUGCAGUGGAUGGGUGGGGAUCUUCUCUGCCGCGUCAUCAAAUUCUGCCAGAUGUUCAGUUUAUACGCCACCACCUUAAUCCUCACCGGAAUGAGCAUCGAGACCUGCAUUACUGUGACCUUUCCACUGAGUAAAUCCAGUAAGUCGGAAAGUCAAUCCCGUGUGAAAGUUAUCACCGGAUUCGCCUGGCUGGUGUCUUCGAUGUGCAGUGUGCCGCAGGCAGUGAUUUUCCAUACGGAUCGCGCUCCAAUUUGCGCAAAAUUCUAUCAGUGCGUUACGCAUGGCUUUUACUCCAGUGCCGAUCAAGAGCUCGCCUACACCCUAGCAACUCUCAUCAUCAUGUGCUUGAUUCCGUUGUGUAUUAUUGUUAUCUGUUAUUUGGUCAUUUCCAUUGCCAUCACACAGGAAGCCCGGAUUGCGGCUGGAAGUCCUGAUUCUGCCACGAAUGUGCGAUUGUGUAUGUGCCACCCAGAAGAAAUCAGCAUUUCCAUGCCCAGUAUGCAAAAUACCGCGAUACUAUGCCACGCUAAUACGGGCCACGGUAAACGGAUGUACCGGAAAACCCGGCAAAUAUCUUUGUGGAUGACUUUCAUUACGGCUGCUAGCUUUGUUAUUUGCUGGGCGCCGUACUACACCGGAAUGCUGGGAUACUUAUUCCACUGGACUAUUUCCACUAAGACGAUGACUAUCAUUUUUUGCUUGGGAAUGAGUUUUUCGGUGAUCAACCCGAUUAUUUUUGGUGGAUUCCUGCUGACACGUCACUCCACAUGGCAACAACAGUGGCAAUUCACAGCUAGGCGACCUUCUGUAUUCGCGUCCAUUUUCUUUCGAGAGCAUGAAAUGUAAUCUGAAUAAUUCAUUUUGGUGUUGGUGUCUCUUCUGCCAUGCUCUGUAGAUAAGACGCUUAUUGUACGAGGAAAAGCUUUCUCUAGCACAAAUGUGCAAUGGCUACAGAAGAUUACUACUAUAGAAAAGAAUUUUGAUCAUUCUCUCGAAAAACUCGAUUUCUUUUGUUUUUUAAUGCCUCCUUAUUAGAACGAAAAUUGCUGUUCUACCACUCAACAAAAAAUUAUCUGGGAUGU